Molecule: messenger RNA, 966 nt
Organism: Ornithodoros turicata
Lineage: Eukaryota; Metazoa; Arthropoda; Arachnida; Ixodida; Argasidae
Exons: 6
Coding region: 25-834 (269 amino acids)
Source: RefSeq, a predicted model, not a curated record
CACUACAGAGCAACGUUUUGUAUCAUGAGUGCCUCCCAGAGAUCCUCUGGUGAACCUCCGUUCCAAGGCUUCCUGCCGUUUAGUAUCGGCAAUGUACUCAUCAAGAUACUCCCUGGUCUGGACAGUUCUUUCGGCCAUGAAAUGAACACGGAAGACAUGAUAACUUGUUCAGAGCUAUCGUUCCUGAGAGGUCCCACGGAGGACUUACUGGUGCCAUCCUGCACUACAACGAGAUCACCGUUGAGCAGCCGUCCAUCGCAUGUUACCAGCCGCCGCGAAAGUGCAACUGUAGAAAACGCCUCGCAGCAGUCUUGUGUGGGGUCCGUGGAACCGCAACUGGCUUCAUAUUCCGACACUCAGAAUAGCAGCGGAUCUGUCUACCAAACGAGCAUCGACACUCAGACCCUUCUUGGAAGACACGGGGCAUCAGCUCCUUCGAUACGUGACAGCCCCGCAAGAGAGCAUCCCACGAAGACUCUGCGAGUGACUAGUCUUUUCGCGUACUCCGUGUUGAUCCUCGGCGUGCUUACUUGCACAGCACUUUUCGGGUACUCGACGAUAUCACUGUACAAGAAUGGCGGGCAGUUACGAAAGCGGCAGUUGAAAGACUCAACAAGUACGACGACUCCCCAUGUGGCCCACUCCAGUACGGCUAACCUGCGCCUUUCCCAACCCUCUCGUACGGCACAUCACACCUCACCGGAUAAAAAUGCAACGUCGGACUCUCCUGGGCUGUUGCGAGCCGCAGUAUCCGAUGUUACCUUCCAUGCAGAAAAUGGAACAUCCUCAAAUAUUUCGACGCAGGGGACGCUGAGUACACUUGUCACUCCCUGACUAUUGAGUGACAUGCAUAUUUUGAGGACGUAAACGUAUUUCUACAGAAAUUCCCAUUAGGUGUUCAUACUGUCAUCAACAUUUACAGAGUUCAAACACUUAUGAAUACGGAAUAAAUAUGGCGUUGAUACA